Aspergillus mulundensis is the source of this 993-nucleotide messenger RNA. RefSeq lists its product as uncharacterized. The record is from RefSeq and is a predicted model, not a curated record. Lineage: Eukaryota; Fungi; Ascomycota; Eurotiomycetes; Eurotiales; Aspergillaceae. Bases 1 to 993 code for a protein of 330 amino acids. The transcript is spliced from 2 exons. Gene Ontology annotation, molecular function: hydrolase activity.
AUGUCAAACAUCUUAACAGGCAAACACACCCAACCGUCUCUAGAGGAAGACCUUGCCCCGCCGUCUUCUAUCCCCCGACCCCGGUUCGAUCCGGCACUCGCAUACCCGACCAGUUUCGAGGCCAGCUUUGAUACCGGAACCACCGACUUCAAGUUUUCUUCCCUCAUACACACCGAGCACACAGCACCAGGCUCAAUCCCCAGCAAGCCGAGCGUUACGCUGUCAAUCUUCCAAUCCAGGAACUCAUCCACCAAAAGCCACAGCCGGCCCGUUCUCUAUUAUGUCCACGGCGGCGGUCAGAUAGCAGUAAACCGCUUCCUGGGCAUAGACCUACCAAUCAGUUUCUUCCUAAAAGGCAACAUCGACGCCGUCUACGUGGGCGUCGAGUACUGCCUUGCCCCGGAGCACCGCGCCCCCGCCGCAGCGGUAGACUGCUACGCGGGGCUUGAAUAUCUGGCCGACCACGCCGACGAACUGGGGAUUGACGUCUCACAGAUCCUAGUGCACGGGAGUUCGGGCGGCGCUGCGCCCGCCGCGGCAGCAUGCACUCUCGCCCUUAUUGGCGGGUACCCAGAAAUCCGGGCGCAGAUGCUCUCGAUGCCUAUGCUCGAUGAUCGGAACGACACGGUCUCAGCAAGACAGUUUGAGCGGGGUGUCGCUUGGUCGGGUGCUAUGCAUAGAGAAGCCUGGGAUUACGUGCUUGGUCGGGGUGGGGAGACUACCGUGAGCGAGCUAAUGGCACCCGCAAGAGCAACGGACUUGUCCGGGCUGCCGCCAGCAUUCAUCGAUGUCGGCGAGUGCGAAGUUUUUCGGGACGAGGCGGUUGCGUAUGCGUCGCGCAUCUGGCAGAGCGGCGGCACGGCAGAGCUCCAUGUUUGGCCGGGGUCGUAUCAUGGGAUGUUUCUGGUUGAGCCGCAGGUCCCGGUGGCGCGUGCUGUGGUGGAUGCGCAGAGGAAGUAUAUCUGGAGAUUGUUUGGGGAUAGAGAGAAGUAG